Punica granatum (pomegranate) is the source of this 1907-nucleotide messenger RNA. The record is from RefSeq and is a predicted model, not a curated record. NCBI's taxonomy places the organism in Eukaryota, Viridiplantae, Streptophyta, Magnoliopsida, Myrtales, Lythraceae.
CUCUCUCUAUUAUACCUUGCAGCUUCAGCACUCCUCUCUUCUGUUUCCUCCAUCCCCUCCCACUCUCUCUCUCUUUCUCUCUCUCUUACUCACUCUCACAGCCUCAGAGGCCGAGACCUCACUAGUCACUCCUCAGACCAGCUCACUUGCUCAGCGCGAAUAUCUCACCUACUCCCAUUGUUGUCGCUUCAAACCUCUACUGUCUUCAUCUUCUGUUUCACACACUGCAGCUAGCAGGGAAGUAUGAGCAGUAAGCAGGGGAACUUCAAGAAUCAGAUCUGCGUUCUCAGGGUGAACAUACACUGCGAUGGCUGCAAGAAGAAAGUCAGGAAACUGCUGCAAAAGAUCGAAGGUGUGGAUGCAACCAUGAUUGAUGCAGAUCUGGGGAAGGUGACGGUGGCCGGUUACGUGCACCCGAACACACUCAUCAAGAAGCUCGAGAAGUCAGGGAAGCAUGCUGAGCUGUGGGCAGCUCCGAGGAACAACACCUACGCCGUCCCUCAGAACCGCCCUAGGAACCAAUUCCCCGACCUGCAGUUCGACAGUCUCAGCAAGCCUCAGAAGGGUGGGAAAGGGCACCCCAAAGAUGUGAACAUGAAGCCGAAGUCUGUAAAGUUCCACUUGCCUGAGGAUGAGUUCGAUGGGAGCGACUGCGGUUUCAGCGAGUCCGAGGAUGAAGUAGACAAUGGUUUCGAGCUCGAUUUCGGGCGCCGUGCGCCUUCGAGGACGCCGACCAGGGGUGGCGGCGGUUACGGGCAGCAUGGGCAUAAGGACAAGAGGAAUGUGCCUGCCAAGAAGGCCAAGAGCGGCGGGAGAGCCAAGAAAGGCGGGAUUUUCGGUAUCCGGUUGCUCUUCUUCAGGGGCUUUGGCCGGAAAAAGAAAGCCAGCCAUGGCAGCGCCGGGAAGAAUGGCGGCAGCGGAGGUGGCCCCAAGGGCGGGUGCACGAAGCAGGGAGCCAUCGAGUUCAAAAGUGGAGGCAAAAAUGGCGGUUGGGUCGUGGAAAACGGUAAAAAUGGUAGCAAGGGAAUGACUGCAGUUAAAAAUGGCGGCAACAACUUCAAAGGCGGAGGCGGCGGAAACAACCAAACCAACGGCGGUAAAAACGGCAGAGGUGGAGCAAAGAAUAUGGACUUCCAAGAGAUUGAUUUUGGAAACCACCGGAAAGGCGGCAACGGCGGCGGUGGCGGAGGCGGCAACUACGGAGGUGGAGGUGGAGGCGGCGGCGGCGGCGGAGGAUUCGCUGGCCGGAUGGGACCCAUGGGUAAUUACCCUGUGGGCCAGAUGGGUAAUAAUUCAAUGGGUCCAAUGGGUCCCAUGGGUAAUUAUCCAAUGGGCCCAAUGAGCAAUAAUUCAUACGGCCCAAUGGGCCACUACCCUGCAGUGAGUCAAAUGGGCAGCGACCCUACCCGUCAAAUGGGCAAUCAUCAGGCCGUACAGGGGAUGCCAGCGGCAGCCCCAAUCAACGGUGGGUACUAUCAGGGGAUGGGGCCCAUGAACCAUCACCCGUACAUGGGGAUGAUGAUGAACCACCCGCACGCUCACGCGCAGAUGUAUCAACCGACGAUGUACGCGAGGCCGCAUCCCGUGACGGGUUACACGCCACACCGCGCUUCUGACGGGUACUCGAACAUGUUCAACGACGAGAACACUGAGAGCUGUAGUAUCAUGUAGUGCUUCUGGCCAGGAUCACAGUAGGACCCUAAGUUAGGUUUUUGUUUUGAUGUGAAUUACGUUUCUCAGUGACUCGGGUUAAUGUUGGAAGUAGAGUUUUCGGAAAUCGGUCCAUGCUUAUUAAUCGCCUAGAACUGAUGGAUUUCUCAUCCUAGGAUGUUCUUCGAGAUUGGCUCGGGUGGUGUAAUUAAUAAAGCUCGGUUAAUAAUGUUAACAUUAUGGAUUUUCCAUUGCCA